This is a messenger RNA of Miscanthus lutarioriparius, 234 nucleotides long. The record is from the annotation of a GenBank genome assembly. Lineage: Eukaryota; Viridiplantae; Streptophyta; Magnoliopsida; Poales; Poaceae.
AUGCUGGAAGAUGACGCCGCCGUGGACGCGGAUAGCCUCGUCGGCCAGGACCCGAGGUCGGGGGCGCGGCCAAGCGGCGGUGAGCGCGACUGGGCGGCGUCCGUGCUGGAGCCGGUGCGGUGGAUGCGGAUGCUGUGCCGGGAGCUGGGCGCGACGUUCGUGGCUGGGGUGGUGCUGGUGUACGGCCUCAGCCAGGGCUUCGCCGGCUCCUUCUUCCGAGUGGCGUCGGGCUAG